Molecule: messenger RNA, 711 nt
Organism: Cervus elaphus (red deer)
Lineage: Eukaryota; Metazoa; Chordata; Mammalia; Artiodactyla; Cervidae
Product: testis-specific gene A8 protein-like
Exons: 6
Coding region: 1-711 (236 amino acids)
Source: RefSeq, a predicted model, not a curated record
AUGUUGGAGAUUUACAUCCGCUGGCAUCUAUGGUUCUCCUUUGACCGGAUGCGGAGUCCUACAGGUGAUGUGGACCAUGCCAGGCCCGACCCCAACCUCCCGCCGGACCCAUCAUCCUGCUCCUUCCCUCCCCUGCUGGUCCUCGGCAGGGGUGUGGGACCGGCUCCACAGAAGGACGCCGGCGAGCACGUGGGCGGCGCCGACACCAGUGACCGCAGCGUGACCGGCCGCCCGCGGGACCCUGAUGGACGCGAGGGGGUCUUUGGGGCAUCUCUGUUCUGCCCCUGGUGCAGCGACCGCCCCGCCGAGAGGCCGGCCGCCGGGCACCCAACACGCAUGUCUCCACGCCUCGGCCUGCGCGUGGUGGAGGGAGAUGGAAGGGAACGCCAGCGCGCAGGCGCGGUAACCCAGGCGGCGGUGUCUAGUGAGGAUUUGAAAUCGGCCGCGCCGGAGGCGGCGGCGGCGCCCCCUCCUUCCCCCGCGCCCCGUCGCCGCCGAGCGUGUCUUUUCGCCGCCGCCUCCGCCGCCGCCGGUGCUGCUGGCAGGGACGCGGAGCUAGCGGCGCGAGCUCGCCUGAGGGCUCGGCUCGCGGCGGCGGCCGCCCUCCCGCGGGUCCCGGGCCGCGCGGCGCCUGGGCCCGCCCCCCUCCGAUGGCCUCCGCCGCCAGCCCGUGUGGAACGCCGCCGCCGCCGCGGCCCCCGCGCCGCCUGA